UCUAUUAUCUUUCUUCUUCAAAGCCACCACAUUUCAUUGACUUCCCAUUUUCUCUUACCAAAAUACUUCAUUUUUCUUCCUUCUUCUCUUUUUUAUUUUUCUUCAAUUUAUGCUAAUUAAAUUGAAUCAAAAGAAAAAAAAAAGUUGUUAGUUGUGUAAUGAUCAUGGAAGAUUAAUUUCAUUUUUGAUUAUUGGAAAAUUCAAAGUAAUUAAAGAUAUAGAAAAUGAACGGUGGUGAUCGAGUUCUAAGACGACGAAAGAGUCUAACUGAACGGCUAGGAUUAAAGAGAAUCGGAUGUUGCGGGUCCACUUGGGGUAUCAUGCCAGCAACAACGUUUGAUGUUGUUGACGAUGAAGACGAAAACGACAACGUAGAAGUGAUGAGUCAUCAUAUCCACACACCGCCACAAACACCGUGUCUGGCGGUGGCCGGAGGAGGAAGUUCCGGAAUGAAUUUGGCGGCUGCAUUGGCCGCCGAACGCCACUUCAGAGCGGAUAAUAAUGAAUUCAAUACCCUUUCGGGUUCAAGGCCCGGCCCAAACUCAAACUCGGGCCCAUUGAGACCCGAUGAAAGCAGCCCAACGAAUGUACCAACUUAUGACGACAAUGAAGUCAACAUUCAUUCGGGCCGACGGCUUAGGCCCGGCCCGAACUCAGUUUCGGGCCUACCGAGGACCGAUGGAGGUGUCUCGGGAAAUAUUCCGGGGACGCCAACGAGAAUGUCGUUGAUGAGGUUGUUAGAGGAAACAGAAGUGUAUGAAGGAGAAUUAUUGAUUGAGAAAGGAGAAGAGGGGGUGGGGAGUGAUAGUGUGUGUUGUGUGUGUAUGAGAAGAAAAAAAGGAGCAGCAUUUAUACCAUGUGGUCACACAUUUUGUAGAGUGUGUUCAAGAGAGCUUUGGGUAAAUCGAGGUUGUUGUCCACUUUGUAAUAGAUCCAUUCUUGAAAUUCUCGACAUUUACUAAGAAGAAUCCAAUGUUUUGGUUAUGCUGAUUUCAGAUUUGUCAUAUAAUAUAUACUUGUAUGUACAAUGUAAAUAGUACUAUUUUCAUGAAUGUUAGGGAAAUGGAAUUACUAUCGUCGAAAAA
Messenger RNA from Solanum lycopersicum (tomato), 1085 nucleotides. Lineage: Eukaryota; Viridiplantae; Streptophyta; Magnoliopsida; Solanales; Solanaceae. The record is from RefSeq and is a predicted model, not a curated record.